Messenger RNA from Stereum hirsutum FP-91666 SS1, 693 nucleotides. RefSeq names its product ubiquitin/40s ribosomal protein S27a fusion. The record is from RefSeq and is a predicted model, not a curated record. The coding region runs from base 89 to 568 and encodes 159 amino acids. The transcript has 6 exons. NCBI's taxonomy places the organism in Eukaryota, Fungi, Basidiomycota, Agaricomycetes, Russulales, Stereaceae. Gene Ontology annotation, molecular function: structural constituent of ribosome; ubiquitin protein ligase binding; protein tag activity. Gene Ontology annotation, biological process: protein ubiquitination; modification-dependent protein catabolic process; translation. Gene Ontology annotation, cellular component: nucleus; cytoplasm; ribosome.
CGCGAAGAGGGAGGCCCAUCGAACAGGCUCUUGCUUUUGUCAAAGACUCCAUCGUUCGUUUCGUUGGACAGACAAGGCGUCCGUCGCCAUGCAGAUUUUCGUCAAAACCCUCACGGGUAAGACCAUCACCCUUGAGGUUGAGUCCUCGGACACCAUCGACAAUGUCAAGGCUAAGAUCCAAGACAAGGAGGGCAUUCCCCCCGACCAACAGCGCUUGAUCUUCGCCGGCAAGCAGCUCGAGGACGGCCGUACCCUCUCCGACUACAACAUCCAAAAGGAGUCGACCCUCCACCUCGUGCUUCGUCUCCGUGGUGGUGCUAAGAAGCGUAAGAAGAAGACCUACAACACUCCCAAGAAGAUCAAGCACAAGCGCAAGAAGGUCAAGAUGGCCAUCUUGAAGUACUACAAAGUCGAGUCCGACGGCAAGAUCAAGCGUCUCCGUCGUGAGUGCCCCUCGGCCGAGUGCGGUGCUGGUGUCUUCAUGGCCUUCCACCACGACCGCCAGUACUGUGGCAAGUGCGGUUUGACCUACACCUUCCAGCCUGGCACCAAGCCCCCCGUCGUCUAAGGGAGCGCUUAGAGUCCAGUGGUGUAACGGUCGUCGCUCGUGCUCUACGUAGUUGUUGUAGCCAUGUCUUUUCUGUAUGCUUUGCCGCUAUGCCAUGUGAAACAUGCAACCAUCCUGUGUGCGAG